Molecule: messenger RNA, 714 nt
Organism: Guyanagaster necrorhizus
Lineage: Eukaryota; Fungi; Basidiomycota; Agaricomycetes; Agaricales; Physalacriaceae
Exons: 3
Coding region: 1-714 (237 amino acids)
Source: RefSeq, a predicted model, not a curated record
AUGGUUUCCGUAAUCCUCGGAUCCUGCGUUGAGAAUCGAUCGGAUUCCCCAUAUUUUAUCGCCUCACUUCUGAAACAUAAUUGUGUAACCACGACAAAAUUCCGAAGCAGCCGUAAACUGUACAAAAAAUAUCGCCCACGGAACGGUACGGUUGAUCACAUACCCGUAACGUUGACCGUACACGGACGGUUUCCCGACGACAACGACCGUAUGAAUACUUAUACGGCCGUAUUUUGGGUCAUCGGAGGUGCUCACGGUACGGAGCCGCAUCCGUAUCCGCAGUACAUAUCUACCGUACUACGGUUACGGUGCACAUUCCUACGCGUCAGAAACAAGGGCGGGGGUUUAAAGUUUUCUCUGAGUCAGAAAGGAAAGCUGAGAUCCCUGAGAAGAGGAGCACGGAGUCCGGCCGAUGUUUUGGCGUUCUCUCCGCAACAACGACCAUUCACUUAUCCCGUCUUUGUAUGCGAGGCUUGGGUGUGCAAAGCUCUCAGUUCUUUUUGUUUUGACCGUUAUGCCUCUGUCCUCGUCAGUGGCUUCAUUCCAGCACGGCUCGUCCCACUGUGGGUUGAAGAAACCGCUACUAGACAGGAUAUUUUCAGCGCGAGUGAUCGGAGCGCCGGGCAGUUAGCUUGCUUUAACCUUAAUCUCUACGUAGUCCAGCACACCCACAUUCCGGCGUUGUCCUCCUCCCGCCUCAGACUACCGCCAUAA